This is a messenger RNA of Photinus pyralis (common eastern firefly), 2244 nucleotides long. Its product is annotated as gastrula zinc finger protein XlCGF46.1-like. The record is from RefSeq and is a predicted model, not a curated record. The transcript is spliced from 4 exons. NCBI's taxonomy places the organism in Eukaryota, Metazoa, Arthropoda, Insecta, Coleoptera, Lampyridae. Gene Ontology annotation, molecular function: RNA polymerase II transcription regulatory region sequence-specific DNA binding; DNA-binding transcription factor activity, RNA polymerase II-specific. Bases 781 to 2244 code for a protein of 487 amino acids. Gene Ontology annotation, cellular component: nucleus. Gene Ontology annotation, biological process: regulation of transcription by RNA polymerase II.
AUCCUGUCAAGCUACACCUUUUAAAGCAGAAACUGUUUUUAUAAGGAACGAAUUUCUCGAUAAGUUAAAUAUUAAUUCUGUAGUGUGUGGUGAAUUCAUGGGAUGGAGGUUUUUAUCUCUUGCUCCAAGGUUUUAACGCAUUAGAUUUUUUAUCUCUAAAUUUUAGCCGGUUUUAGAAGGUAUCAGACUUAGAAAUAGACAUUUGCCUAGUGUCUCGUGUCGAUUUAAAGUAAUUUUUUAAAGAUAAUGAAAUAAUACAUUUUUUAUUUACUAGUAUUCAAUUAACUUUUAUCAUACAACGGCUAAUUACAAAUGUUUUUUAGGUUGGUUAUUUUAAUAUGCCCUCUUGAAUUACAAUAAACAAUGGGAAACUUGGGAACAAUAGGAUACUUAAAAUUCUUAAUAAGUAACCGUAUUGGUUGACGGUCUCCUUAAAUGAUGAGAGAUACCUUUCUAUAGCGCUGCCUACGACCAGGUAUCUUCGAUGUUUGUAGCUCUCACAGAAGGUAAAAACUGAUGGCUCCAUCCAGCAUUAACAAUAAAAGUGGAAAUGUAACUCGUCUCCCCAAAUCAACUGGACCUUGUAGUCCAUCUUCGCCAGGUCAAAGAUUCCGUUAUGGUGUUUGCAGUAGACAUUAAGGUCACGCCGUAUGGAAUAAAAAUGGAAAACAAAACCUAUCGCUCCGCCACUGGAAUUGAGACGCUAUGGACCGGUACUUGAGCUACAGCCAAAGCCAACUGUACCUAAAUCUAUAAAUAGGGUGUGCCUGCCUGCCUGAUAUGGACGGAAAUGAUGUGGCACCUCUUAUUAAGAUUGAACCAAAACAAGAAGAAGAAAUCGAUUCCCAUCUCCAAGAAAACAUUUUAGUAAGCAACCAAACAUUGGGUGCAAUAAAGGACGAAAUUACUAUUACUGCACAGUGCUCCAAAUCGUUCAAUAAUGAAGUACAACAACAAGCUGAUUGUGGUUGGAAUAUUAAAACACAAGUUUCGGAUUUUCAACACACAUCAUAUAGUAAGCUGCAACUUAAACAAUAUCUUUUAACACAUGUUUCUGAAGGCUUUAACUGUGCUCAUUGUGAUUAUGGAACAAAGAAUAAACGACUGUUUCAAAGGCACAUUUUCACACACAAAUUUAAUGCGCUACAAUGUGCUAAUUGUGAUUACAAGACAAACAGCAAAGCCUACUUUGAACGACACCUUUUGAAACAUAAGGAUUUUGAAUGUGGUAAUUGUGAUUACAAGACACAUAGAAAAUACCACUUAAAACGACACCUUUUAAAACAUACUGAUUCUAAAGAUUUUCAAUGUGCCAAUUGUGAUUACCAAACAAAUGAUAAAUACUACUUUAAACAACACCUUUUAAAUCAUACUGAUUCCAAAGACUUUAAAUGUGUCAAGUGUGAUUACAAGACACAUAGGAAAUACCAAUUAAAACGACAUCUUUUGAAACAUAUCGAUUGUAAAGGUUUUAAAUGUGCUUAUUGUGAUUACCAAACAAAUGAUAGACACUACCUUAAACAACACCUUUUAAAUCAUACCGAUUAUAAAGAUUUUAAAUGUACUAAUUGUGAUUACGAGACAAAUUACAAAACCAACUUUAAACAACACCUUUUGAAACAUACCGAUUCUAAAGAUUUUAAAUGUGCUCAUUGUGAUUAUGGGACAAAUAAUAAACGAUAUCUUAAACGACACGUUUUAAAACAUAUCGUUUCCAAAGAUUUUAAAUGUGCUAAUUGUGAUUACAAGACGAACAACAAAUGCCGCUUAACAAGACACCUUUUAAAACAUACCGAUUCCAAAGAUUUUAAAUGUGCAUAUUGCGAUUACGAAACAAAUGAUAAAUACUACUUUAAGCAACACCUUUUAAAUCAUACUGAUUCGAAAGAUUUUAAAUGUGCCCAUUGCGAUUGUCAAACAAAUGAUAAAUACUACUUUAAACGCCACCUUUUAAAACAUACCGAUUCGAAAGACACUAAAGGUGCUAAUUGUGAUUAUGAGACAAACAACAAAUACUACCUGAAACAACGCCUUUUAACACAUACUGUUUCUAAAGAUUUUAAAUGUGCUAAUUGUGAUUAUCAAACGAAUAAGAAAUGGUACUUUAAACGGCACCUUUUAAAUCAUACCGAUUCUAAAGACUUUAAAUGUGCCAAUUGUGAUUAUAUGACAAAUAACAAAUACCACUUUAAACGACACCUUGUAACACAUACCGAUUCUAAAGAUUUUAAAUGUGACAAAUAA